Messenger RNA from Solanum dulcamara, 1599 nucleotides. RefSeq names its product aspartyl protease family protein 2-like. Lineage: Eukaryota; Viridiplantae; Streptophyta; Magnoliopsida; Solanales; Solanaceae. Gene Ontology annotation, biological process: proteolysis. The transcript has a single exon. The record is from RefSeq and is a predicted model, not a curated record. Gene Ontology annotation, molecular function: aspartic-type endopeptidase activity. The coding region runs from base 64 to 1503 and encodes 479 amino acids.
UUUAUACUCCCAGUAUUCACCACUCUCAUCUCACUUCUCUCCAUCCAUAUUUAACUCUGUACAAUGAAAGGGAAACUCAAUUCAAUUCCAUUCUUCUUCACCAUUUUCUUCACCCUCCUUCACCUCACCAUUUCUGUUCCUGCAACUAAUUCUUUUCAAUAUCAAACACUUAUCCUACAUCCUCUCCCUCAACAACCUCAAUCCCUCUCAUGGGAUUCCACCCAACUCGAACAACAACUAUCUUCCGACGAUGAAAACACUCUUUCUGUACAAUUACAUCAUGUCGACUUACUCUCACCUUCAUCCUUCAACUCUACUCCACAUGCAUUAUUCAAACUCCGCCUCCAACGCGACGCCAUUAGAGCUAAAUCUCUCUCCCUCCUCUCCUCUGCCGCAGCUUCUGCUAAUUCCACCAGUAAGGAUUUCAGCAGCUCUGUUAUCUCCGGUCUAGCUCAGGGAAGCGGUGAGUAUUUCACUCGUAUCGGAAUUGGUACACCUACCAGGUACGUUUACUUAGUUCUCGAUACUGGAAGUGACAUUGUUUGGAUCCAAUGUUUGCCUUGUGCAAAAUGCUACUCUCAAUCCGACCCGGUUUUCGACCCGAGUAAAUCGUCUUCUUUUGCUACCGUCAGCUGCGAUUCACCUUUGUGCCGCCGGCUUGACUCACCCGGCUGUAAUAAUCGCAACAAAUGCCUUUACCAAGUCUCAUACGGCGACGGUUCAUUCACAGUCGGCGAAUUCUCGACUGAAACUUUAAAUUUCAGAAAAACAAUUGUCAGUAACAUUUCCUUUGGAUGCGGCCAUGAUAACGAGGGUUUGUUCGUCGGAGCCGCCGGUUUAUUAGGUCUCGGCAAAGGGAAAUUGUCAUUUCCCGGUCAAGCCGGUAGCAGGUUCGGUCAGAAAUUCUCAUACUGCCUUGUAGACCGGACCGGUUCAGCUAAACCUUCCUACAUCGUUUUCGGCGAAUCAGCAGUUACCCGAAAUACCCUUUUUACCCCUCUCCUCACCAACCCAAAACUCGACACGUUUUACUACGUGGAGCUCACCGGAAUCAGCGUCGGAGGUACGAAGGUUCCAGCGGUAACACCGGAGUUGUUCAAGCUCGAUGCUGAAGGUAACGGUGGGGUUAUUGUGGAUUCGGGUACUUCAGUGACCCGGUUGACCCGAUCCGGUUAUAUAGCAGUUAGGGAUGCAUUCAGAUUGGGUGCUAAAGAUUUGAAGAGAGCACCAACUUUCUCUUUGUUCGAUACAUGCUUUGAUUUAUCGGGGAAAACAAAAGUGAAGGUACCGACUGUGGUUUUACACUUCACUGGAGCUGACGUGGCGUUGCCGGCGUCGAAUUAUAUGAUUCCGGUGAACGGUGAAGGGACAUAUUGCUUUGGAUUUGCGGGUACGAAUGGCGGGUUGUCAAUUAUUGGGAACAUUCAGCAGCAGGGUUUUCGGGUCGUGUUUGAUCUUGCGGGUUCUCGGUUAGGGUUUGCUCCUCGUGGGUGUUCUUAUUAAUUAAAAAUUAAGUUAAUCAGUUUGUUUACUAAUGAAAGUCUCUCGAAAGGCAGAGAGGAAAUUUUCACUUUGCAGAAAAAGAGGAACAUUUUAACA